UAAACAUAAUAAGUUUUGUCUCUCUCCCUCUCUCGCUCGCAAAUCAUCAAACAGUUUCGUCUCUUUGCGAUCAGAUCUCAUAGGAGAGCUAAUGGCUUCAGGUUUCAGCGGCGAUGAAACUGCUCCUUUCUUCGGAUUCCUCGGCGCUGCCGCCGCUCUCGUCUUCUCCUGUAUGGGAGCAGCGUACGGGACAGCAAAGAGCGGGGUCGGUGUGGCGUCGAUGGGUGUGAUGAGACCAGAGCUUGUGAUGAAAUCGAUUGUUCCCGUGGUUAUGGCUGGUGUUUUAGGUAUCUAUGGUCUGAUCAUUGCUGUCAUCAUCAGUACCGGAAUCAACCCCAAGGCCAAGUCUUACUAUCUAUUCGAUGGCUAUGCUCAUCUAUCUUCCGGUCUCGCUUGUGGUCUCGCCGGUCUUUCAGCUGGUAUGGCUAUUGGUAUCGUCGGUGACGCUGGUGUUAGAGCGAAUGCACAACAACCGAAGCUGUUUGUGGGAAUGAUUUUGAUUCUCAUUUUUGCUGAAGCACUUGCGUUGUACGGUCUCAUUGUUGGUAUCAUCCUCUCUUCUCGUGCUGGUCAGUCUAGAGCCGAGUGAAAAAAUCAGAAAGCCUUUUGGUUUACAUCCUCUUUGUAAUGUUUAUGAUAUGUUUUCUUUUGUGGCAUUGUGAGUUCUUUUGGUGUUUCUCAUGAAAAACAACAAGUAACAUGAGUGAUAAUCAUUUGACUUUUGGUUCUGAAUA
Raphanus sativus (radish) is the source of this 734-nucleotide messenger RNA. RefSeq names its product V-type proton ATPase subunit c2. The coding region runs from base 92 to 589 and encodes 165 amino acids. Gene Ontology annotation, biological process: proton transmembrane transport. Lineage: Eukaryota; Viridiplantae; Streptophyta; Magnoliopsida; Brassicales; Brassicaceae. Gene Ontology annotation, molecular function: proton-transporting ATPase activity, rotational mechanism. The transcript is spliced from 3 exons. Gene Ontology annotation, cellular component: proton-transporting V-type ATPase, V0 domain. The record is from RefSeq and is a predicted model, not a curated record.